GGAUCUCUCAGCCAAUCACGUCGCUCUGUGGGCGGGACUAACACGGACGUUUCCUCAUGUAUCAUCAUCAUCCUCCCAUGGACUGACUUGUUUGUUGUCGAGCAAGAUGGAGUUCCUUUUGGGAAACCCUUACAGUACCCCAGUGGGGCAUUGCAUUGAGAGAGCCACUGAUGGCUCUCUGCAAAAUGAAGACUGGACCCUUAACAUGGAAAUAUGUGACAUCAUCAAUGAAACAGAGGAUGGGCCAAAGGACGCCAUUAGAGCAGUGAAGAAGAGGCUGAAUGGCAACAGGAACUAUAGGGAAGUGAUGUUGGCUUUAACGGUCCUGGAGACGGGCGUGAAGAACUGCGGCCAUCGUUUUCAUGCUUUGGUCACUAGCAGGGACUUCGUUGAUGGCGUACUUGUUAAAAUCAUCUCCCCUAAAAACAACCCCCCCACAAUCGUUCAAGAUAAAGUACUCGCCCUGAUUCAGGCGUGGGCUGAUGCAUUCAGGAGCAGUCCAGACCUUACAGGCGUGGUCCAAGUCUAUGAGGAGCUAAAGAGGAAAGGCAUUGAGUUCCCCAUGUCAGAGCUGGAGACCCUGUCACCCAUACACACACCUCAGCGGUUGGCAUCUGCUCCAGAGGGCGACUCCACCUUACAUAAGUUCAGCGCCCCUCCUCAGCCCACGCCACAGGUUGUCCCACCAGCCUACAUCGCCCCUGAGGUUCCCAACAUCGUUGCCGCUGGAUCCAUCAAUCCUACACCCGAACAGAUUUGCCGGCUGCGCAGUGAGUUGGACAUUGUUCGUGGAAACACUAAGGUGAUGUCAGAGAUGUUGACUGAGAUGGUCCCGGGACAGGAGGAUGCCUCAGACUAUGAGUUACUACAGGAGCUGAACAGGACUUGUAGAGCCAUGCAGCAGAGGAUAGUGGAGCUCAUCUCCUGUGUUUCCAAUGAGGCAGUGACCGAGGAGCUGCUGCAUGCCAACGAUGACCUCAAUAACAUUUUCCUACGCUACGAUAGGUAUGAGAGGUUCAGGUCUGGGAGGUCCGCAACUCAGAGUGUCAACAAUGGGCUGAGACAGGUCCUGAGCGAGGCUACGGAAGACAACCUCAUCGACCUCGGCCCAGGCUCCCCGGCGGUUGUCAGCAACAUGCCGAGCGCAGCCCCAACCAGCUUGCCUCCCGCCUUGACAGCCCCCGCAGCAAGGCCCUCCUCCCCGGCCACCUUGGCCUCCCGCCUGGCUGGCCUUGACGUUGGUGCUGACAGCGUGAGCAGCACCUUGAGCUCUCUGUCUAGCUGUAAGCCUCCUACUGGCCAGGAUGACUUCGAUGUGUUUGCUCAGACCAGGACCGGAAGUCUGCCUGAACCACGCAACAACAGUACAGCAGAAGACAGCAACGCCUCUGAAAGCCUUCCUCCCACUCUGGAUGUCCAGCAGCCGACAGCAGCAGCGGGUGUCGGAGGCCAGUCCUCUGUCAUGGAUGACAUAGAGGAGUGGCUGUGUACUGAUGUGAAAGGGGAUGAAGGUGAAGAAGGUGUGACAAGUGAAGAGUUCGACAAGUUCCUCGAGGAGAGAGCCAAAGCUGCAGAGAUGGUCCCCAGCCUACCGUCGCCUCCGUCUGGCGAGCCGGGCGCAGCGCAGGGAACCCCGAGCCGCAAAAAGCCCGACAGGCCGGAGGACGCCUUGUUCGCCAUGUAGACCUUCCACCCUUUUGACCCCCGGCCUAAGACCCGACCAGCCGAGCAGCAUCACCCAAGGACGGACUGACCUGACACUAAAAACACAUCCACCUCCGUUGUGAUUCAACACUAUUCAGCUACACUACAGAGAUUUGUACAUUUGCUCUCCUUAUAAAAAAAGGGAAUUAUUCAUGCUCUCCGCUUAUUUCUCACGAGAAAGGGAAAACCAAAACGAAUGGCCUAUUUUGAUAUGACGAUGGAUCUCACCCAACAUGAUGCCCGGUGUCAGAGACUAUGAGGCUGCUUUCCUUCUUCUUUAUGUGGAAGAAUCUCCCCUCCGCCCGUUGUGGACUGCAGAGCUUCAUGUUGCAGCUAAUCCUAAAAAUAGAGAGUUUUAUAAAAGAGAGUCCUUGUCAUUAGUAGGAAAUCAAUUUCUUACCCCAAAGCCCUCAAAGCAUGCAACACCACCAAACUCGAUCAUUUAAGUUUUUACCAUUAAAGAAACCCCAACAGAAACGUUACGGUUGUUAUUUACAGAAAAUGCCCAUUACAGGCAGCAGCACCUACGGGGAUAUUGUUUCGGUGUUUGUAUCAGUCCUUUCGCGAGUCAGUCCAAGUUGUAAAUCUGUAAAUGACAAAUGUCAAGUUUAUUAGUCGUGUGUAUAUUUAUGCUACAGAUGUAUGAAAGAGAUGUUGAUUUUUUUGAAAAGGGGUUUAUCUUCCAGCUGCUCUGACGACAGGGAUGUACCUCACUGGGGUCAGCUUUAUACACAAGAAAAGGGAAUAGCAUAUAUCUGAUAAUCUACAACUUUAAAAGGAAGAAGAAGAAGAAGGGAAUGUAGUUUUUGUGAUUGGCAUAAUUGCGCACUGCACCAACAAACGUGUCCUCUAAAUCACAUGUUGUAGAUUUCUCUUUGACAAACCGCAGUUGUUGGUAUUGAGAUUAUUUUGCUGAGAUUUUAUUCUCCUAAAGCUGCUGUCUGAAUAUUUUGCCGGUAAUUCCAUCUGCUGAAAAAAUGCUGUUUAAUUAUUCUCGUUUAUGUAAUCAUGUUUUUACUGAACGCAUACUUUGUGUCAUGAAUUUAUGAGUUCAAAGGGAGUGGUAAAUGUUAUUUUGAACAGAAUCCCAGUCAGAGUUGGUCUUAGCUGGUACCUGAAGAGACACACAUGCUGUCAUUGGUGAGGCUUUAACUCCUUUGUGAGUAGGUUGUGCUGUAUGAUUUCUGUUCUGAAAUUGAGUUUAGAGGACCAAAAACUGCGCUUUCUUCUGGAUAUGGAAGGGAAAUUCUUGGAUAAUUGGCUUGUCUUUACAUAACCCGGUCCCGUCUUUGACUCCGAACUCACAUCUCAAUAUCCGGGGAUGUAAUGAGAAUUCAAUAUCGCACUACGAAAGCUGUUUGUAGAUUAUAUUUGUGCAUUUAUUUCUUUUACGCUGACAUCUUAAAAGGCCUGACCUUUUCACCGUGACAUUUUGUUUUCAAGAAAAUGAGCCGGCUGCAGACACACAGCGCUACAAAUGAGACAUUUUCCCUUUUUUUUGACAAUAACAAAUGCAAACAUGUUACACAAUCGCAACAAGCUUAAAACAAGCGAGCACUUUGACAGGCGCAUUACCUUUCAACCUGUACAGUAAAUCAGCUAACCAGAUGUAAUUAAUGAGAACGGUUUGGGAAAUAUUUGAGCAAGAAGUGUAGAAAUAAUUUAUUCAGCACUAUUUUUUUUUUUUCUUCUUCAGAUCAGUAUUUUAAAUAGUUUUAUUGUGCAAAAAGAAAAACGUUAAGGGACAGAAUGAGAAAUUGUCAUAACGGCAUGUGUUUUAGUGUUUCUGUUAAUGGAGUUCAGAUUUUCCUUUUUAUACAUUGCUGCUGGCUAAUGUAUCUUUAUUUGUCAUGGUUAUGUUUAUUGGUUUUGUGGAUAUUCUCGUUGGUUGAUCGUGUCCACACAGUAAAAAAUAUGGACAUAUAUUUAAGGGCAGUCCAUCACUGAUUCAUAGCUGUAAGAGAAUCACACCAGUUCUCCCAUUUAAUCUCAUGAAGGAUACAUAUUUUUUAAUAGUUUCACUCUGACUGACAAAGACAGACACGAUUAACUUACUUUGGACACUUUCGACAAAGCACCAACAUUGCACAUCUUGAAAGGGUAACCUCCUUUCUCCUUCCGUUUCCUUGUUUUAGUGUUCGGCGUGUGUGUUCUGUAACGCAGAAAACGUUUUAUCUCAGUUGAUUGAAAAAAAAAAAAAAAAAGAAAAAGAAGCCUCCAGAUGUGUGUUUUAAAAGAAUACAUGUUGUUACUAUCCUGUUUGAUACCGCCCAGGAUCAACCUGGUUUAUAUCAGUGUGUUGCUCCGUCAGUGAUUUGUAACUGAAUCUCAGCGUAUACCCGAGACCUUUGCCAGAGUCAUCUCAGACCUGUUCUGCAGAGGAACAAUACGUUUCUUUGUGUGUCGCUGGAUGAUAUGAAAAGAGAUGCUGAUAAGGGAGGCUGUGCUGUGUGACUGCUACUUUCCUCAGUUGCCUCAUUCUCUCAUUUCUCUUUGUGUUGUUUGACUUAUGCAUGAACUCUAAUAAAACAUUAGCAGUGUGUCCGCA
Molecule: messenger RNA, 4252 nt
Organism: Sebastes umbrosus (honeycomb rockfish)
Lineage: Eukaryota; Metazoa; Chordata; Actinopteri; Perciformes; Sebastidae
Gene: tom1l2b
Product: target of myb1 like 2 membrane trafficking protein
Exons: 16
Coding region: 107-1684 (525 amino acids)
Biological process (GO): signal transduction
Cellular component (GO): membrane; endosome
Molecular function (GO): clathrin binding; phosphatidylinositol binding; ubiquitin binding
Source: RefSeq, a predicted model, not a curated record